This is a messenger RNA of Lampris incognitus (smalleye Pacific opah), 5772 nucleotides long. It is a transcript of the gene znf507, whose product is annotated as zinc finger protein 507. The transcript has 12 exons. NCBI's taxonomy places the organism in Eukaryota, Metazoa, Chordata, Actinopteri, Lampriformes, Lampridae. Gene Ontology annotation, molecular function: RNA polymerase II cis-regulatory region sequence-specific DNA binding; DNA-binding transcription factor activity. The record is from RefSeq and is a predicted model, not a curated record. Gene Ontology annotation, biological process: regulation of transcription by RNA polymerase II. Bases 1 to 4572 code for a protein of 1523 amino acids.
AUGACGUUCAGCAACAAUGUUCGUCUUUGGGACAAAGUGCGCCUCCAACGCAGCCAUAGCAGUAUCGUAGCCCGUUCCUGUGUUCGUAAGCGAGUAGAAAAGUCGCUGUCCUUCUGUCCCCAGGCAGAUCAAGAUGAAGCAAUCCAAGAACUGCUACAGGAAAAGCAAAUGCUUCACAAUGCCCACCUGAAGGAGAACUCUGAGAGGAGUCAAUCGGCCUUCAAGGCAAUUAAAGCGAAAGUUCAGAAGGAGAUUAGGGUGAUGAAGGACAACUGGUGGAGCAAGAAAGCAGAAGAGCUGAAGGCCUUAGCAGAUCGAAAUGAUAUGCAGGGACUCUUCUCUGCGCUGAGGGCCAUCUACGACCCAAGAAGCAGUAUGAUAGCACCAGUAAAAAUGGCAGAUGGAAGUAAGCUGUGUACUGACCUGAAAGAGAUCACGGAAAGAUGGAAAGAGCACUUCUGCACCCUCUCGAAUCAAGAAGGAUCAGCAGAUCCAAAUGCAUGCCGGUGGCUUAAAAGAAGGCUGAUAAGAGAAGACCUCUGUAAGCCGAGCACAAUGGCUGAGGUAGAGAAAGCACUUAAAGACACCAGAAACUUCAAAGAUGCUUUGAUUGUGACCAUCUACAAGAAGAAGGGUGAACAAAGUGAUUGCGGAAACCACCGUGGGAUCUCACUUCUGUUGAGUGCUGGAAAGGUCCUGGCUAAGAUCAUACUGAACUGGAUAAAGAUCCUUUCAGAAGAAGUGCUGACAACAAAGAUCAAGAUCUACAACACACCUGUUCUCCCAUCUGAACUAUAUUCCACUGAACGCAUGAUCCUGUAUCGCAAGCACAUCAAGAAGCUCACCAGCAUAAAACUUCAUCAUCUGCGAAAGCUGCUGCGAAUCAGAUGGGAAGAUAAGGUGCCUGAUGUGGAAAUAUUGAGACAUGCUGGUACUGUCAGUGUUGAAGCCCUUAUAACAGCCUCUCAGCGCAGAUGGGCUGGCCAUGGUCUGCAUCCUCCGGAGGGUGCAGCCUUCGCGGUCUACGAAGCCGAAUCCUCCGGAGGCUCUUGCGAAGAGGAGAUGCGCCCCCGUCAUAGCCGGCGGCUGAUUUAUAUCCGCCUGAGAGAGGACCGUGGAGAGGUCAUGGAGGAGAUCAGUGAUGUUGCUAUCCUUAUUGCACAUUCCUCCACUGCUUCCUCUACCGCCUCUGCCCCUCUAACCCCAGGUUCCCCCUCUCAGUCCCAAACCAGGCAAGCCAGUGAGGAGGAAGCCUCCCAUAGGUUACAGCAGAAACAGGCCGCUGACUCCCUCAUUCAGGUUAUCGAGAAACUCAGCAAGAUUGUGGAGAAGCGCCCGCAGCGCCGCUGCACUUUGGCAGGGCAGAAACGAGCUCCAGAGCAGGGCUCAGUUGGAGGAGGAGGGGGGCCAGGGGGGACAUGUGGGAGUAGGGGAGCCUUGGCCAGUAAGAAAAGCAGGAGGAACUGUAAAGAGGAUGAGAGGUUAGAGGAGGUACGAUUGGACACCUGGACUGUGGCCAAAGCUCUCUCUCCUCCAGCAUUGGAUGACAGCAAUAAUAAUAUAAACACUGCCACUCCCACCAAUGUACUGGAGAUAACCAGCAGUCCCAACGUUAGCAACCACAAAACACGGACAGUGACAUGCUAUCAGUGCAGCCUGUGUCGCCACCUCUCACCGACACUGUCUCUUUUGAGGAUGCAUCUGAGGCAGCAUGAUGAGCAACACAGUGACCUCAUCCUCAUGUGCUCCGAGUGUUGCUUUACCUCCCAGCAUCAAGGGGAACUGGAGGCACACAUUAGGCUUCACUUUGAUGAUGGAGGGACCUUGACAAAGAAUCCCCCUUUGGUGGAUCAUCACACUGCCAGUGAGGGAAAGGUAGGGUUAUUAAGACAAGGUGAUGGGGCUCGAGCUGGGUCUGGGGUUGUUGUUGAUGCUGAGGUCCUGAGAAGUUCAAUGGACAGCACUGUGGAGCUCCAGCAGAAGAAGAAAUGGUAUAGCUAUGAAGAGUAUGGAUUAUACCGCUGCUUAAUAUGCAGCUAUGUAUGCAGCCAGCAGCGGAUGCUUAAGACCCACGCAUGGAAACAUGCGGGCUUGGUCGACUGCUCAUACCCUAUCUUUGAGGAUGAAGAUGAGGCUUCCACCAGAAGAGAGGCUCAGGGGUCAGCAGGCAUCCCUACUAACACAACAACAGCCAAAGAAGAGGUUGUUGUUUUCUCUCCAGUCAUACAAGACAAAAGCCUUCACAGCAUACCUGCUACCUUCAAGCUCCAGCUCUGCACACCACUAGCUGUUGAAACCAAGGGGGAGGUGAUGAACCAGACAAUUGUUAAUCAUAAUGAAAGCCCAAGUAACACUGAGGAAGAUGAAGAGGGGACAUUCCCACUUAAAGGCCUGACCACUGAGGAGCCAAUUGUAGAAGUGCAAGUGACUACGGAGGCAGAGUCUGAGGUGGAGAUUGAUAGUCACCACAGUAAUACCUUGAUGGCAGACAGUCUUCUGUCAUCCGCACAGAAAAUUAUCAACAGUAGUCCAAAUAGCGCCGGUCACAUCAAUGUUAUUGUUGAACGGCUACCCACAGCUGAGGAUUCAGUAAUGGCCACCAGCCCCCUAAUACUUAGCCCAGACAUAGAUGAGGAUAAGAGCCAAGUAGAUGCAAAGGAAGAGGAGAUAGAGCAUGCUCUCCAGCAUCAGCCAGUGGGGUCAGACAGGGAGGUAAAGGAAGACAUGAUCAUUGACUGGAGCGAUGGCAACAGUAGUGAAAGACAAAAGUUAGGUACUGAUAUCAAACCCUUGACCACCAUAAACAGUGAACUCCCUCAUGAUGAAAACAUGCCCCCAGCUGGUCGCAGAAGGACUCACUCCGAGUCCCUCCGCUUGCACUCACUAGCUGCUGAGGCCUUGGUAACUAUGCCCAUGAGGACCCCUGAACUGCAUACCCCUACCACUAGUGCUUGCUGCUCGAACAUCAAGGCAAGUCUCAAGACUAUUGUAUCCCCAGGGCAGGGCCCAAACACAGGCCAGGGUCCCGUAGAGGUUACAUCCCCAGCAGCAAGGGCUUUUGAGAUAGGGACUGACACAGCUCUGGUAGACUUGACGCUCCAAAGCCAGGGCAGAGAAGAGGGACUGAAUUCCCUAGGAUUGGGUCUUGGAGUGGUUGAUGAGGAGGAGCCUGCCACCAAAGCUGGCAUUAGUUUGUCUCUGCUCACUGUCAUCGAGAGGCUUCGCGAGCGCUCUGAUCAGAAUGCCUCCGAUGAGGACAUUCUCAAAGAACUUCAGGAUAAUGCACAGUUCCAGAACAACACAGUGACGGAUGUAGUAGCAGAAAACGGGGCACGGGACGACAUGUGUGGGGUGGAUGGGGUGGUUGCUGCGCAUGACGGGGGUCUAGUGGACUACAUCCCUGGGAGUGAGAGGCCUUACCGUUGUCGCCUGUGUCGCUACAGCAGCGGUAACAAGGGCUACAUCAAACAGCACCUGCGGGUACACAGGCAGAGGCAGCCAUACCAGUGCCCCAUUUGUGAUCACAUUGCCACAGAUAGUAAGGACUUGGAGAGCCACAUGAUCCACCACUGCAAAACCCGGAUGUACCAGUGUAAGCAGUGCUCGGAUGCCUUCCAUUACAAGAGUCAGUUGAGAAUUCAUGAAAGAGAGCACCAUUGUACCAGCAAUGCCAUGGCAGCACUGGCGCCGGUCACUAAGACCAUGGCAAUUGCAGAGGAAGUGGAGCGAGUAACAGAUGAGGAAUACAGCGUGCCGAAGGUGUACAAGUGUGAUGUGUGUGAUUACACCAGCUCUACCUAUGUUGGGGUGAGGAACCACAGGCGGAUCCACAACUCUGACAAGCCUUACAGGUGCUGUAGCUGUGACUUCGCCACGACGAACAUGAACAGCCUCAAGAGUCACAUGAGAAGGCACCCUCAGGAGCACCAGGCUGUGCAGCUCUUGGAGCAGUACAGGUGUACUUUAUGUGGCUAUGUAUGCAGCCAUCCGCCAUCACUUAAGUCCCAUAUGUGGAAGCAUGCUGGAGACCAGAACUACAAUUAUGAGCAAGUCAACAAAGCUAUUAAUGAAGCCAUCUCCCAGAGCAGUCGUGCCCCUCAGAAGCCAUCAGCUGUCUUGGAGCCUGUGGCAGAGAGGCUUUCAGUGGCCCAGUCUUCCAAGGACAAAAUCAAAGGCCUGGUAGACCCACUGCCUGUACCCACACCAACCUCAGCAGCUGGGUUGGAAGUUGAUAGCUCAGUGGGCUUACCACUGCCCACCACUGACUCUUCACAAUGGCCCUCUGAAUCCUCAAACCCCUUGGCAAAGGACACAGUGCAGUCCCAGUCCCAGCUACAGUUUCAGCCUCAGGGUCGGCUGCGUACAGGCCCCACCCCAGGUGCCAGCAUGGAGUACUGUGUGCUUCUGUUUUGCUGCUGUAUUUGCGGCUUUGAGUCUACCAGUAAAGAGCGGUUGAUGGAACACAUGAAGGACCAUGAGGGAGAUAUUAUCAGCAUCAUACUCAACAAAGAGCAGCAGCAAACAGAACCACAACCUGGCCUCCAAACAGCAAAAGGCAGUGCCGCACAGUGAGACUGCAAUAUCUGCCAUUUAUCUCCCAUCUUAUAAUUUACACACCAAAUUCUAUGUUCUUGAAAGGAUGUACCGACCAAAAAAGGGAUUUCAUCAUAUUUCUUACCUCAAGAUGGUUCAACUGGGCAAUGAUAUCGUGGUACCAUUUUGAGUUGGCCUUAAUUGGCUUUUGGCAGUUCAUUUGCAGCUCUUUUUUCAGUGCAUUUGAUGGUCUGUUUCUCACUGUUUGCUGUAUAUGCAGUUAAAAGAGAACAACAUAGGGCUAUUGACCAUCAGGAAAAACAACUUAAUGGUGACUUUCAUUAGAUGAGCUAUGCCACGGUCCAAUUUUAACAUCUCUUGGUAAGAAAUGUUUUUCUCUUUUUAAGUGGCUUAUCCUUUUAAAUGAAUAUAUGCUAGAGAAGUGUUCUUUUUAAAAUAAGUAAUAAAAUCAACAAAGUCCACUUCUCUAUACUCACCUUUAUAGCUAGUGCAAAGAAAAUGUCCACCAUUUAUAUGAAGUAGGUGUGGCGUUAUCACUUGUUAAUCUAUAUGAGUUGAUUUGAUGUUUAAAAAGUAACGUAAUAUGUCAGUAGGGAAUGUAAUGUCAAGGGAAAAAAAGCAAGUUAAAUCCAAGUUUGUGUGCACAGAUGGUUUAAACCAGUUCAUACCUCACAAAACCAAACAAUCCCUCACCAAAAAUGGAAUAAUUUCCAUUUUUUCCCCCCGGUCUAAUUCAUACCUUGACCACAAGGCAGCUCUAGCAUUGCUACUGUAUUAUUUAAUCCCACACAGUUGAGGAUCUAGCCCAGUUAAAAAGGCACUCACACACACCCAAAUGUUUAGACUUACUGAUGCCAAAAGGCAUGUUUUCUUGUUUUAAUAUGAUUUGAUGUUUAUCAUUUUACUUCUAUGCAUGUCCGUUUCCAAUAUACCUAUUUUAACAGACAAACUAUUAUUGUUAUUACUAUAUAAUAUUUUGCAGUUAUUGCUUUUAUGUCACUGAAAAUUUUACUUGUUGGAGCUUCUUUUAGUCAAUGUUGAUGACAAGUUGUUUUAAAAAAACAGACUUAGGAAAAAAAAGAGGGUCUCUGGGCUACAUGGACAGAUAGAACUUUAUUUACACUGUAAUACAACAGAUGUCUGUCCGUUUAAUGGCAGCCUGUCGACUGAGAUACACAAGAGGAAAGUUUCUAAAGGGAAGUUUGGAAAGUUGUUAAA